ACAAUAAAGUUUAGAGCUGGACGCUUGCAGGCAGUAGCGCAAAAGGAGACCGCUGCGCUUCUCCACACGGAGAUACUAACGAGAAACCACGCAAGGAGGACCGCGGGAUUUAUACUAACGUGGAGGUUUAAAAAAAAACAAAAAAAAAAAAAAUAUUUGAUGCACCUAUUUAUUUUAAGUGAAGGACACUUUGAUUACGCACAGGUUCGCAAUGAUUCACUGCUUGCUUUCGAUAUUUUGAAUCUAUUGAAUGGCUCGGAGUUGGAUAUUAAAGCCUCCGAAACGCACGGACUACACGCGCUCCGCUCCUGCUGGACUAUAAACACGAGCUCCGGUUUCCAGGGCGACCCAAACCGAAAACUUUUCCUUUUCUUUGGGCGAUCUGAGGAGGAUAAUAACUGUGCCAACAUUUCCAGAGGGCAGCCGCGCAGCCCGCCGGGAUGAUGGUGUCUCUCAGCGGGGCAGCCUUGCUCGUCUUGUCCGGGCUGGUCGGUCCGCUCUGCGUGGCGCAGGCUUUCGGCGACGAGGUGGAGGAAAUGACCUGCGACCCGAUCCGCAUCAGCAUGUGCCAGGGUCUCGGCUACAACGUCACCAAGAUGCCCAAUCUGGUCGGCAACGUGCUGCAGUCGGACGCAGAGCUGCAGCUGACCACGUUCACGCCGCUCAUACAGUACGGCUGCUCCAGUCAACUCAAGUUCUUCCUGUGCUCGGUCUAUGUACCAAUGUGCACAGACAAGGUUCCCAUCCCUAUUGGUCCGUGCGGUAGCAUGUGUCUUUCUGUGAAGAGAAAAUGCCUCCCAGUGCUCCACGAGUUUGGCUUCAUUUGGCCAGAGGUGCUUAACUGCAGCCUCUUCCCACCUCAAAACGACCACAACCACAUGUGUAUGGAGGGUCCAGGGGACGAGGACCCACCCUACCAGCCCGUCCGCCAUCCUCCCCACCAGGAGGAGUGUCAGGCCCUGGGAUCUGCACCUGACCAGUACACCUGGUUGAAACAGACAGAGACCUGCACACUCCAGUGCGGCUACGACAGCGGGCUCUACCGACGAGGAGCUAAAGUUUUCACGGACGCGUGGAUGGCCGUGUGGGCCGUGCUGUGCUUCCUGUCGACCACUCUGACGGUCCUGACCUUUCUGUUGGACUCACAGCGCUUUUCCUACCCUGAAAGGCCCAUCAUCUUCCUCUCUAUGUGCUGUAAUCUGUACAGUGUUGCCUACCUGGUGCGGUUGACUCUGGGAAGGGAGCGUGUUUCCUGUGACCUGGAUGCCGCGGCAGUACCGAUUUUAGUCCAAGAAGGGUUAAAGAGCACCGGUUGUGCCAUAGUCUUCCUCCUGCUCUAUUUCUUUGGCAUGGCUUCCUCACUCUGGUGGGUGAUCCUGACCCUCACCUGGUUCUUGGCUGCUGGACUGAAGUGGGGCCACGAGGCUAUUGAAAUGCACAGCUCCUACUUCCACAUAGCAGCCUGGGCCAUCCCAGCUGUUAAAACUAUUGUCAUCCUCAUAAUGAGACUAGUGGAUGCAGACGACCUGACGGGACUCUGCUAUGUUGGCAACCAGCAGCAGGAGGCACUCACAGGCUUUGUGGUGGCACCACUAGCCACAUACCUUCUAAUAGGCACUCUGUUCAUCUGUGCUGGCCUAGUGGCCCUUUUCAAGAUCCGCUCCAAUCUGCAGAAGGACGGCGCCAAAACAGACAAGCUGGAGCGUUUAAUGGUGAAGAUUGGAGUGUUUUCUGUUCUCUACACCGUCCCAGCAUCCACUGUCAUUGGCUGCUACCUCUACCAGCUCUCUCACUGGGGGGAGUUCAGGGCCAGUCCUCGAGACUCAUAUGUGGCAUCGGAGAUGCUACGAAUCUUCAUGUCACUGCUUGUAGGCAUCACAUCAGGCAUGUGGAUCUGGUCAGCAAAAACACUCCACACCUGGCAGCGCUGCUCCGCCCGCCUGCUCAGGGACAGCAGGGCAAGCCGAGGGGGCAAGAGGGCCCCGGGCGAGGGCUGGAUCAAACCUGGGAAAGGCAACGAGACAGUGGUGUGAGGAGAAAGUACAGGAAUGGACUUCUACCUGCUCCUCUCUCACAAACUGACUCUGCCAAAGGAAAGAUGGAGUGGGCAGAGAAGAGAGAUGAGAGGGAGAUGAGCAAUGUGGCAAAGGAGCGAAGCAGGAGUUUCUCAAGGAAGCCACUGGAUGUAAUGGCAUCAUUAAAGCUCGCUGAGAGUCUGUAAGCAUGCCUCAUCCCCCUCUAACCGGUCCUGUGCCUCUUAAGUGGAGGAUUGGGUCGAACACAAGUAGCAACAGUAGCCUCUCUACCUCUGUUAGACUUCUUUUGCCCAGAGAAACAGAGAAAGCAAAAAAUGAAGGAGUAAGAGAGACGGGAAAGGCAGAACAGAAGCAUCGAUAUGCAGACAGAUACACCAAUAAGCUGUGUAGCACGACGUCUACCUCUCUGUCUCUCUUUUCUCCAGAGCCCUCAGCAGGAAGAGACAGAACCUGCUGGAUACAGUAAUCCUUAUACCAUUGUGUCUUUUAAGGGUCUUUUGAAGUUUUGAAUUUUACACUGGAGGGUCCUGGUGCAGAUAUUAUACAGAUGUAGGUUGACGUUUCCCAAAAGCAUCUGGCAACUGAAGUUCUCAUAGGUUCUCAUGUCCAUACGGGAAGAUAAAAAACAAAACAAUUAAACACCAGACCAAAAGUAAUUAAUGUGAUGAAAACAUAUCAAAUAUGGCCUCAAAUCUCUGAUGUGUUUACAUUUGAACAUUAUAAUACAUUUUUUAUAAAUUAUUUCUUUUUGUACAAUACAAAAGAUCGGGUGAUUUUAUUGCUCAUAAAGUUUUGGGAAACCGGCUCUAAGCUGCAAUAAUGCACUAUAAUUAUAUACAAUAUGUGAAGUGUAUGUGCUUGUCACAAGUGUAUUACCAAGGAUGGCAGUGAUCAGACUAAUAACAAAUCAUUACACAGUACAUUAAUAUGCAGAGAGCCUUUAGCAGGGAGAGUUUGGUCAGUUUUCAGUAUGAACGGUGAAAAAAGAAUAACUCUGUAGUUAAAAUCAAUUCACAAUCACUUUUUGUACAAUUAUUUCAAAACAUGAGAGAUUAUUUUUUUAAUCUGUUUUGUACAUUUGUAGGUACAGUGUGUGGUAGCUAUGAAGUCAUACCACAGGGAAUCCUGGGAGUACCCCAGCUGUGCCUUUUAUUGACCCAUAAACGUGGAAGCGGCAAGGCGUCUGGGAAAUGUAGGCCUGUGUGUUUUACCUCAGUAGCCCAUGAGAAGCUCAGCUAACUUCCAGUGAUGUGUGCAGUCUUCUUGGAAACCCUGUACUGUAUAUACUCUCAAGUUACCAUGAAAUCCAGGAAAUUAAAUUAUUCCCUCUGCCUUUCUUUCAAAACAUCAGACCCAAGGCAGGUUCAAGAAUUAGGGGUUAUUAGACAGUCACUUGCCAAAAAAGACAUUAUGCAAUAACAAAGAGCUGUUGCAGACAUAUGCACAUGUACGCAGGUAUACACACAUAUGAAUCAGUUCCCAUGAAUCUCACCCACUGGCUUCUGAAUGAAUAAGUUAUGAUCAUUAUCACCAAAGGAAACACCAAUAAUAAGAGACGUUGUCUGCCUAAUUUUGUCUCUUUGCCGCCUAUCGCUCAGUUUAUUCUUAAAUCACUUUAGUUUGAUGAAGCCAUCACAGAAGCACAAUGAAAUUGGCAUUAUUAACUGGUGUGUCAACUCAGCCUGCAUAUCUGUAUGUCUGUCCCAUUUGUCUGAUGCUCUCAUUGGCCCACUGCCUGCCUGUUUCUCUUUAACCUUGUCUACUGCAUCAUGGCUCAUUUCCCAGACAAUCAAGUCGUCCCUGGAAAAGAUUAUUGUAAAUUUCAGAAUUUCAUGGAUAAUAGCGACUAUUUCUUUCUAUUCACUGUCUCCAGCGGUGCAUUUUGCUGAUAAAAGGCAACUGCCACUAUUUUAAUCUCUCUCAAUAACUGCUUAUAGAACGUCCUAUAAGCUUUAAUUAUUCCUGGUCCAUCAUGUCUAACUGCUGCAUUCACCAAAUUCUGCAACCACUCCUGUGUUCCUUAUAUUUGCCUGACAAUCUAUCUAGCAAAGCUCUUGCGUUUCAGUCUUUGAAUGUAUAAUAUUUGGGGCGUGUGUCACAUUACGCCUUCUACAUGUAAGUAGAGUGAAGGAAAUUUGGUUCUGGGCAAUUUAAAUGUAUAUGGGCUUAAGUAAUUUGGAGCUUUGGCCCAGUGUGUGUCAUUUGAAACCAGAUAGUGCCUCACACAGCCUGUCACAGCUAUUUUUUAACUCUGUUGAGAAUGUGAAAGAAUAUCGGUUUUACAUUGUGGGAUGCCGUUUUCCAAAAUAUGUUAAGUGUAACAGCACUCUUAUUGCAUUCAAAGAUACUUUUGGUAAUCCCGGCAAACCCAAGAACCCUGAACAGCCAGUGUUUCUCAAACCAGCACACCAUGGCACACUUAUUAAAUUUCCAAAGUAAAACAAACAUUACAUUGAGUUAAAGUGAAUUAAAUUAACCUCUGACCACCUCCCCUCAGAGCUAAUGCAGUUUCCCUCUUAAACUGUCUUAAUGUCUUGGCCUUCUCCUCUCAUAUGACCACACUGAGCUUCAGGUGACAUUUCCAAACAAUCACUGAAUAGUUGUGCCUUUUACAGAUGGCGAGCAUGUGCCACGGCCUAAUGAAGAUUGAGAACCACUGGCGAUACAGAUUUGUAAAUGCUUUUGUGAAGCCCAGAUAUGAAUAAAUGUUGGGGGAGUGGUUCACCAACACUGAUCGAAGCCUUUAAGGUUGAGACUGAUCCUCUGUGUAGAAAUCUUGUUGUCUUGAUGAUGUCAUCAAUGUAUUAUAAAGAAAUUGCUAAUUUAUCCUUGUAAAAAAAUGACAAAAAUUGUAAAACUUGUUUGUUAUUUAAAAUACUUUUGUAUCAGAAGAUGAUAAAUAAAAACUUUUUGGUUUCCAAUA
Molecule: messenger RNA, 4959 nt
Organism: Morone saxatilis (striped sea-bass)
Lineage: Eukaryota; Metazoa; Chordata; Actinopteri; Moronidae
Gene: fzd4
Product: frizzled class receptor 4
Exons: 6
Coding region: 441-2033 (530 amino acids)
Biological process (GO): canonical Wnt signaling pathway; retina vasculature morphogenesis in camera-type eye; non-canonical Wnt signaling pathway
Cellular component (GO): plasma membrane
Molecular function (GO): Wnt-protein binding; Wnt receptor activity
Source: RefSeq, a predicted model, not a curated record